AUGCGCUCGACAAUCCCCAUCACGACCCUCGCCCUCUUCAUGUCCACCUUCAGCUCCGCCGCUCCCACAGAAGCCAAGCUGGAGCCGGUCCACUUCCCCCGCAGCAACCUCACCACCAAGGUCCUAUCGGCAGACACCAUGACCUGCCCCAACAGCGGCAGCAGCUGCGGAGUGGUGACCUUCGCCAGCGGGCUGUACGUUUCGUUCGGACCGGGCGUGUGCAUGCAGCUGGGCAAGAACAUCGAGUCCAUCUAUGUUGCGCACUGCUAUUGUUCUUUGUGGAGCUCGUGCACCGGCAACUCCAAGAAGGAUGUCUAUGUCGGCGGCAUGAUGAUGUGCGAAAAGCCGAAGACGUUGGAUGAGUUUGGUCAGGAGGUCAGGUUCAUCUCCUGUGGAGGACUGUAUUGA
Molecule: messenger RNA, 408 nt
Organism: Ascochyta rabiei
Lineage: Eukaryota; Fungi; Ascomycota; Dothideomycetes; Pleosporales; Didymellaceae
Exons: 2
Coding region: 1-408 (135 amino acids)
Source: RefSeq, a predicted model, not a curated record